Myotis lucifugus (little brown bat) is the source of this 3664-nucleotide messenger RNA. Its product is annotated as zinc finger protein 883-like. The record is from RefSeq and is a predicted model, not a curated record. The transcript is spliced from 4 exons. NCBI's taxonomy places the organism in Eukaryota, Metazoa, Chordata, Mammalia, Chiroptera, Vespertilionidae. Bases 1 to 2145 code for a protein of 714 amino acids.
AUGCAGAAAUUUACUUCUGAGGGUUCUGAUAUUGGUGUCAGAAUGUCAGACAAUACUUCCUUAAAGGCUGACAUUGCGCACCUUCUCCCUCUCUUCAGCACAGGAUAUUACAAAGUUGAUGUCCACAUUGAGGAGAACCAAGAAAAACAAGAGAAACCUCUUUGGGGAACUGGUUCAAGGGAGAAAUGCUUUGAUCUUAAUGAAUGUGGGAGAUCCUGUGACAAAGCCACCAUUGAGGAAUACGAUGAAGUUCAGAUGACUGUGACACACUAUGAAUGUAAUGAAAGUGGAAAUAAUUUCAACAGGAAUUUACUCCUCAUUCAACCUCAGAGAACUGUUACAAGACAUGGUGCUUUUGAAAGCAGUAAAUGUGAAGAAAACUUGACCCAAAGCUCAGCCCAUCUGGUACAUCAGAAGACACAAACUGGAGAUAAGGUCUGUGUUUUUAAUGGAUGUACAAGUGCCUCCUACCAGGACUUAGACCUUACAAUACAUCAGAGAACUCAGACAGAAGAGAAAUUCUACCAAUGUGGUAAACGUGGGGAAUCCUUGCAUCAAAACUCACUUUUCAGUGUACAUCAGGAAAAUGACAUAGGAGAGAAGGCAUUUGAAAGUAAUGAAUGCAGGAAGUUCUUUUACCAGAAAGCACACCUCAUUCAGCAACAGAGGACCCACUCAGAGGAGAAGACUUGUGAAUGUGAGGAGUGUGGGAAAUUCUUCUGUUCAAAUUCACACACUAGUCAUUAUCCUGGAACUCAUAUGGGGGCCUGUCUCUAUGAAUAUAAUGAAUGUGAGAAAACUUCCUGUCAGAUGUCAAACCUCAGUGAACAUCUGACAGUUCACACAAAAGAGAAACCUUAUAACAAUGAAUGUGGGGAAUCUUACAAGAAGUGCGCCCUCUUAGUACAUCAGAGAACACACACAGAGGUGGAACUCUAUCAAAGUAAUGAAUAUGGGAAAUCAUUCUCCAGGAUGGCACAGCUCAAAGAACAUCAGAGAAUUCACACAGGGGAGAAACCAAAUGAAUGUAUUGAAUGUGGGAAAACUUUCUCUAAGACAUCACAUCUCAGAGCACAUAAGAGAAUUCACACAGGCAAAAAGCCCCAUGAAUGUAUUGCAUGUGGGAGAACUUUCUCUAACAAGACACACCUCAGUGCACAUCAGAGAAUUCAUACAGGGGAGAAACCCUAUGAAUGUAAUGCAUGUGGGAAAACUUUUCCCCAGAGGACACACCUCGGUACUCAUCAGAGAAUUCACACAGGUGAGAAACUGUAUGAAUGUAAUGCAUGUGGGAAAACUUUCACUUAUAAUUCAGCCCUCCGAGUACAUCAAAGAAUGCACACUGGGGAGAAGCCAUAUGAAUGUAAUGCAUGUGGGAAAACUUUCUUCAAGACAUCACAUCUCAGUGCACAUCAGAGAAUUCACACAGGGGAGAAACCCUAUGAAUGCAAUGUAUGUGGGAAAAGUUUCACUCAUAAUUCAGCCCUCCGAGUACAUCAAAGAAUUCACACUGGGGAGAAGCCAUAUGAUUGUAAUGCAUGUGGGAAAACUUUCUCCAAGACAUCACACCUCAGUGCACAUCAGAGAAUUCACACAGGGGAGAAACCCUAUGAAUGUAAUGCAUGUGGGAAAACUUUUUCCAGGAAGAUACACCUCAGUGCACAUCAGAGAAUUCAUACAGGGGAGAAACCCUAUGAAUGUAAUGCAUGUGGGAAAACUUUUUCCAGGAAGAUACACCUCAGUGCACAUCAGAGAAUUCACACAGGGGAGAAACCCUAUGAAUGUAAUGCAUGUGGGAAAACUUUUUCCCGUAAGACAAACCUCAGUACCCAUCGGAGAAUUCACACAGGUGAGAAACCGUAUGAAUGCAGUGAAUGUGGGAAGUUUUUUGCCCGUAGUUCUGGUCUGAGGGCACAUCAGAGAAUUCACACAGGGGAGAAACCUUACGAGUGUAAUGAAUGUGGGACAGCUUUUGCCCACAGUUCAACUCUCAGUGAGCACCAGAGAAUUCACACUGGGGAAAAACCACUUGAAUGUAGUGAAUGUGGGAAAACUUUCGCUCAUAAGGCAGGUCUUCGAGCACAUUAUAACAGAAGGCACACCAGAGAGAAAAACCUUCAAUGUAAUGCCUUUGGGAAGUUCUGAAGAAACUGAUUAUUAAAACACAGACUGCAUAUUGUUUCCUUUAACUAUUUCUUCUUCUAAUAGGCACAAGCAUGUCUAAAUUUCCCAAUCUGCCUUUCAUCCAGGUGGGGCUUGUCAUGGAUUAUUAUGCUAUUACAUAUCAGCUAAGUUUAGCCUUUAAAAAAUUGCAUUCUUCCUGUUCUGUUAUUCAUACUGGAAUGGAAAAAUUUGCAAGGCAGACUUGUGUGCUGUAUAUUGAGAUAGAGUACAAGGUAGUGAUGAAACAAUUUUCCACUAACAAAUCUUCCCCUGUUAGUUUUUUUUAAAAAAAAAAACACAGGAAUUACAUUUGUACUGUGUUGAGCUCUUAAAGAUUUGGUGUAUUGGUUAAAUGCAUAUAAUUUAUCUAACUCUGUUAGAAUGAAGUUAAACCUGUUAACCCUGGGUCGUUGGUGCCAAUUCAGCACCAACAGGAAUCCCUGAUUUGGGGUGCAGUGAGGAAGGAAACUUGCCUCAGUGCUAUAGCAUGGCUGUGAAAAUAGCACAGCUGAGGAAUAGCUCAGUUAUGAUGCAGUGCAGCUGUGAAAACAGCAGGGGCUUCGUCACCCUUGGGCCAGGACUGUCUUUGGCCAGGCAGCUCUGGUCUGCUCCAACGAGGCAUCUCCCAUGUUUCUACUGUAGCUGGGGAAAAACGGUCUUCAGUGGAAAGUUCGCUCCCCAAGCCAGAGGGAAGCUGGCUUAAAUGGACAGAAGUCCCUGCCUCUGGUCCCUGAUUGGUCUGUCCUCUUGCACAUGAGGCAUCCAAAUCCUCACAGUUUGGUCCAAAGGCACUGGUCUUGAUUGGUCAGAAUAGAGCUGCUCUGAUUGAAUGGAGAAAGCCUCAAUCCAAUUGGUAGAAAUAGGAUUCCAGGAAACCAUCAUAAGGGCUGGCUCAGCCAAUGGCAGUUUAGUGCUGAGCAGUUUGCAUAAAAAUCCCCUUUGCAGAAAUGGCUGCUGGCUCUGCUUUUUUUGUUUGUUUGUUUGAGCCAAGGUAGCCACCAGAAGCCCUUCUUAAUAGGUGUCUUUUUUUCCUUUGAGGGUUCACAAACUCUGUAAAUAUAAUAAAUGUCAGAAGAUCUAUCAUAAUUCAAUCUGUCAUUGUAUAUUAUAGAACUCACAUGAGGAAGGCAACUUCUAUCAAUGAUCCUGAAUGAUCAGACAACCUCAUUAAAAAUGAGAGAAAUCUCAGGGAAAAACACAAAGGCCUUUACUUCCCAGUGAACUUUAUUAAACAUCAAACAAUUAAGAUUAGACUAAAACCUUGUAUUUUGUUGUGACAUUUCUAACACAUUGAGUUUGCAACAGAUAAUUUUUUUUAAGAAAAUGUCAGUUUCAGAAAUGAGUAAAAUCAUCACCUUGAACUGAUGUACUAAAAUUUGCUUUAUUAUAUUAAGUUUUAUAGAAAAUAUUUGUCCACAAACUCACUGUGGACAUUUUAAAGAUGGAAGAAUAGCUUGAAUUCUGUGGACAACACUAAUAAAUGUUUGUGACUGGUCUCUGA